AUGAAAGCUCGGCCUACCUCGCAAGACAAGCUCGCCAAGGAACAGCUUGCUCCGGACCAAAGUAACGGCCAAAGCAAGCAAGUUUUUGGGCACCGAUCAACUCUCCCAGACAUUCUCUAUCCCCUUUCUUUUGCUGGUCCUCUUACUCCUUUAUGGGUAUCACCAAGCCUAUUUUUCGCUCAUCCCUGGGUACUGUACUCAAUUGGUUUCAUUGGAGUCAUGGUAUCAGCUGCAUGCCUACCGGUAUUUGAAUACAUAAUUGGCCUUUGGUUGAAUGGGAUCACCGACCUCAGCAAGACAGCUGAACAGCGCAAACAAGUUGGAACAGACUCUGCCUAUUACAUGUUGGCUCCCAUGUUUGCCGUUCUCAUAGGCAGCUAUACUUGGUUUGCAUGUUAUACCAAGGCUUCAAGGAAACUAGCUACAGCAAUGCGGUUGGAAUAUAUGUCAUCUAUCCUUGCUCAGGAUACAGCAUAUUUUGACACUCAUGGUUGUGGAGAGAUCACCACAAGGGCUGACAAGGACAUUGAUACUAUCAACAAUGGUUAUGGGGAGGACCUUGGCUGGACAAUGCAUCUUGGAGUAUACUUUAUUGCAAACUUGGUGGUUGCGUUUGUGGCCUUGCCAAAGCUUGCUGGAGUCCUGUUGCCCUUCUUUAUUUGGCUACUUCUGCUCUUUACCUUUAUUGAGCGAACACUGAGGGGGCAAGAAGCCAAGACUGAAACGGUACAAGGCUUCUCAAAUACAUUCCUUGAGCAAUGCUUCUCUGGUAUCAGGGUGAUACAGACAUUUGCCAUGUCCAAACCGUUGCUUAAGCACUGGGAUACAACUAUGCUCAAACAUAUUGAGAGAUUACAGCGAUUUCCUACCCUGGUCCGGUCAAUCAAGAUAGCAUGGUGCCAAUUUGCCUUCUGCAGUAUCUUGGCUGCUGGCUAUUAUUAUGGUACAACACUCAAGGAGGAAGGAUUUUUAUUCGGAUCUAUAUUCAAUGUGAUGAUGUGCUAUACUGCAAUGCACUUUGUUCUGUAUGGCCGCUUGUCUGCAAUAUCUGGAUUUCUCAGCGCCAUCGCCUGUGUGCGGGUCUUGAGGCAUCAAAUCGAAAGACAACCAUUUAUUGAUGUCCGGGAUCCAUCUGGUAUCCAACUCAAGCCCUUCUCACCAAAUUGUGGCUACACUCCAACUGUGUCUUUCAAUCAAGUCACAUUUGCAUAUCCCUCAAGGCCCAAUAUGAAAGCUCUGGACAAUGUAUCCUUCACAGCAGAGGCUGGUCAACUGACAGCUCUUGUUGGACCAUCUGGAGCAGGCAAGUCAUCAAUUGCAGCCCUACUGGUCCGUCAGUAUGAUCCCAGUACAGCAAACCUGCCUCACCCACAUGAUCAGGACGGAAACAAUGAAAGAAGAGACCAUCAAGCCCGUCUACAACAGUCCCCAACUACCACCUUAGCUGAAAAGGGGCUUGUUCCUGAAGAACCAAAGAAACCAUCUGCAGAGCAGGACACUGUAUCUGGAAGUGGAAUCGUCAAAUUGAAUGGAACGGAUUUGCGCAAUUACAAUCUUGCAUCUCUCCGGUCCUGCAUCAGUGUAGUCCAUCAGGAACCUCAACUACUGGCAGGAACCAUUUUUGAGAACAUUGCCAUGGGUUUAAGUGGAACACCUCUUGCAUAUCAAAAGGACAUUGAGGGAGAAGAUGCGGCAAAGGUCACAUCCACACGCCUUUUAUGCAUUGAAGCACUCAAGAAGGCUGAAGCUUGGGAAUUUGUGCAAGACUUGCCAGAGGGACUUGACACUCUAAUUGCAGGCGGCCGGAAUGGCAUAUUGUCUGGAGGACAACGACAACGAAUUGCUAUUGCAAGAGCGCUUGUUGGCAGCCCAGCUGUUCUGAUCCUGGAUGAGGCGACAAGUGCAUUAUCGAGUGAUAUGGAGCUGAAGAUCCGGAACAAUCUUGAAGUCGAACAGAAGCAAAGGGGGUUGACCAUCAUAUCAAUUGCUCACCGGUUGCAAUUUGCUCAACUGGCUCACAAGAUCAUUGUCAUGAAGCGAGGCUGUGUUGUGGACACAGGUACAUAUUCUGAAAUAUCUAGGCCUGACCGUCCAGACCAGACCUUUGCACGUCUGGUCAACACCGGCCGUAUUUAUAACAACAAAUACACAACCAACACUGAGGAACAAUCCAGGACAGCAACAUCCCUCAGCAGUCAAGCAGAGUCAACAGUCUCAAGCACCAGUCUUCCCCUACGUAGGACUGGCCUGACAAACAUGACCUCUAUGAGACAACCCUCAAUAGAAAAGGAGGACAGCACUGCCAUGAGUAGAACAAGGCUACUACAUUUUUUGUCUGCCAAAAAGUUGCCGUUUUAUCUGGCAAUACUCUUCACCAUUUUGAAUGGUGGCUUGAGGGUAGUUGCACAGUUACAGGUUGGACGUUCAAGUGCAAAAUUGAGCGGAGCAGCAGAGACCUUGAGCAUGGGUGCCAUUGCAUUGAUCUGGCUUGGAUACGCUUUUGGGUGGAGCGGGAUAAUCUAUGGAUCAGAAGUUUCUGCUGGUGUGGCCCAGAGAAGCACUGACAGGCGCCUGAUUUCUGCCAGUGUCAAAUCGUUAUUCAGUCAAGAGAUUUCAUACUUUGAAGGGGAAGCUAUUUCGGCUGGAAUGCUCACCACCAACUUGACCAAACACUCUGCAAUCAUUGCAGAAACCUUGACUGUCAGCCUAAGCCGGGUUGCAGCUUUGACCCUAGGUGUAAUUGGGACUCUAUCAAUGAGCAUGGUCUUAUCAGCCAAAUUUGGGGCCUUGGUAUUCCCAUUCAUCAUAAUUGCAGGAGCAACUGGGUGGUUGCAGAUGUAUGCUUUGCAGCAAGUGGAGAAGUGUCAAGAAGAGCCUCAGAACACCAUCUCAACAACUAUAAAUGAUGCGGUGGAUGCAAUCAAUACCAUAGGCAUCCUUGGUCAAGAGGAAGAAGUUAUCAGGUCCAUUGCAGCCUGCACAGCGGACCCUAGAUUACUCCGUAAAUGGCAGAGCGUCAACCACGUCGCUCAAGCACUUGGAGAAUCUAUUGCUUUUGCUGUGGCAGCUCUGUUGAACUGGUGGGGUGCACGCUUGUAUGUUCAAGGUGACAUUAGACCCAUUGCGCUCUUCACAAUUUAUGAAGGUGCAUUCUCAGUGGUCUUUGUCCUGUCACCACUGCUGCACUAUGUGAACAAAGUUACACGUGCCAUGCACGGAUGGUCAACCCUGAAAGAGCAUCUCCAGCGGGUCCCACAGCACACACAUAAAGAGCUCUUGCCAGACCAAGCAGGCCUCAUUGGCAAAGCAAUGAGAGGAGAUAUCAUCUUUGGAGGGGUGAAAAUGCAAUACCCAAAACGAAAGGAUCGUCUAGCGCUGGAUGGUCUAAACCUCUGUAUAGCAGGAGGACAAGUCAAUGCCAUUACUGGAACUAGUGGUGGGGGAAAGAGUACAAUACUUGCACUGCUGCAGCGUUUCUAUGAUCCGUCUCAUGGCACAAUCACAGUUGGAGGUAUUGAUCUGCAGAUGAUCCCCCUCGAAACACUUCGAUCAAAUCUUGCAAUUGUCUCGCAAGACUCUGUCCUAUUUGAAGGCGACAUCAGAUUCAACUUGUGUCUUGGUGCCAAAGACCCAGAAAAUGUCUCGCAAGCUGAACUAGAACAUGUUUGCAAACAAGCAUGCAUCCUAGAGUUUAUUCAGAGCUUGCCUGACAGUUUUGCUACAGACAUUGGAUUGAAAGGUACUAGGCUGUCUGGUGGUCAGCGGCAACGGCUUUGCAUUGCACGAGCACUUUUGCGCAACCCCAGCAUUCUUCUACUAGAUGAAGCCACAUCUUCUCUUGAUGCAGCCAGUGAAGCUGAAGUAGAGAAAGCACUACAAAAUGCUUCAAAAGGCCGUACUGUCAUUGUGGUUGCACACAAGCUCCAGUCCAUUCAGAAUGCGGACAGUAUCUCUGUGAUUGCUGAUGGAAGACUGGUGGAAGCGGGAACACAUGAGGGACUGGGUUUCAUGCGUGGUCAAUACUACAAUCUCAUUAAGAGUCAACUGUGA
Filobasidium floriforme is the source of this 4050-nucleotide messenger RNA. Its product is annotated as P-loop containing nucleoside triphosphate hydrolase protein. Gene Ontology annotation, cellular component: membrane. Gene Ontology annotation, biological process: transmembrane transport. Bases 1 to 4050 code for a protein of 1349 amino acids. The transcript is spliced from 14 exons. Lineage: Eukaryota; Fungi; Basidiomycota; Tremellomycetes; Filobasidiales; Filobasidiaceae. Gene Ontology annotation, molecular function: ATP hydrolysis activity; ABC-type transporter activity; ATP binding. The record is from RefSeq and is a predicted model, not a curated record.